Molecule: messenger RNA, 2950 nt
Organism: Orycteropus afer afer
Lineage: Eukaryota; Metazoa; Chordata; Mammalia; Tubulidentata; Orycteropodidae
Gene: AMPD3
Product: adenosine monophosphate deaminase 3
Biological process (GO): AMP metabolic process; IMP salvage
Cellular component (GO): cytosol
Molecular function (GO): AMP deaminase activity
Source: RefSeq, a predicted model, not a curated record
GCCCUGCGUCGCCACCUGCGCUCCAACCCUGCGGUCGCCUCCUACGGGCCCACGGCAUGGCCCUGUCUCCCGAAACCGCCGAGAUGCCGCGCCAAUUUCCCAAGCUGAACAUCUCUGAAGUGGAUGAGCAAGUCCGGCUCCUGGCCGAGAAGGUGUUUGCUAAAGUGCUCCGAGAAGAAGACAGCAAAGAUGCCUUGUCUCUCUUCACCGUCCCCGAGGACUGCCCCAUCGGGCAGAAGGAAGCAAAGGAGAGGGAGCUUCAGAAGGAGCUGGCGGAGCAGAAAUCUAUUGAGACCACGAAAAGAAAGAAAAGUUUCAAGAUGAUUCGGUCCCAGUCCCUGUCUCUGCAAAUGCCAACACAGCAAGAUUGGAAGGGCCCUCCAACAGCCAGUCCGGCCAUGUCUCCUACAACCCCUGUGGUCACUGGAAUUACUUCCCAGCCUGUACCAGCACCCUAUACCAUGCCUGAGUUCCAGCGGGUCACCAUCAGUGGAGAUUACUGUGCUGGGAUCACUGUGGAAGACUAUGAGCAGGCUGCCAAGAGCCUAGCCAAGGCCCUGAUGAUCCGGGAGAAGUAUGCAAGGCUUGCUUACCACCGCUUCCCACGGACCACAUCCCGAUACCUAGGUCAUCAGCGAGCUGACACUGCCCCUCUAGAGGAGGGUCUCCCAAACUUCCACCCUCCCCCAAAGCCCCAGGAAGACCCCUACUGCCUAGAGGAUGUACCUCCCAACCUGGGCUACUUGGUCCACAUGCAGGGGGGCAUCCUUUUCGUGUAUGAUAACAAGAAGAUGCUGGAACGCCAGGAGCCCCACAGCCUGCCCUAUCCUGACCUGGAGACCUACACAGUGGACAUGAGCCACAUCCUGGCUCUCAUCACUGAUGGCCCCACGAAAACAUAUUGCCACCGGCGACUGAACUUUUUGGAAUCCAAGUUCAGCCUUCACGAGAUGUUAAAUGAAAUGUCCGAAUUCAAAGAGUUGAAGAGUAAUCCCCACCGAGACUUCUAUAACGUGAGAAAGGUGGACACACAUAUCCAUGCAGCUGCCUGUAUGAAUCAGAAGCACUUGCUGCGCUUCAUUAAGCACACCUACCAGACGGAGCCUGACAGGACUGUAGCCGAGAAGCGGGGCAGGAAGAUCACCCUACGGCAGGUGUUCGACAGCCUGCACAUGGACCCCUACGACCUCACUGUGGACUCUCUGGAUGUCCAUGCGGGCCGGCAGACUUUCCAUCGUUUUGACAAGUUCAACUCCAAGUACAACCCUGUGGGAGCUAGUGAGCUGCGUGACCUCUAUUUGAAAACUGAAAACUACCUAGGAGGAGAGUACUUUGCUCGAAUGGUCAAGGAGGUGGCCCGGGAGCUGGAGGAGAGCAAGUACCAGUACUCGGAGCCACGGCUCUCUAUCUAUGGCCGCAGUCCUGAGGAGUGGCUCAACUUGGCCCGCUGGUUCAUACAACACAAGGUCUACUCACCCAACAUGCGCUGGAUCAUCCAGGUGCCCCGGAUCUAUGAUAUAUUUAGGUCAAAGAAGCUGCUGCCAAGCUUUGGGAAGAUGCUGGAGAACAUCUUCCUGCCCCUUUUUGAGGCCACAAUCAACCCUCAGGAUCACAGAGAGCUUCACCUUUUCCUCAAAUAUGUGACAGGGUUUGACAGCGUGGAUGAUGAGUCGAAGCACAGUGACCACAUGUUCUCGGACAAGAGCCCCAGCCCAGACAUCUGGACCAGUGAGCAGAACCCGCCCUACAGCUAUUACCUGUACUACAUGUACGUCAACAUCAUGGUGCUCAACAAUCUCCGCAGGGAACGAGGCCUGAGCACUUUCCUGUUCCGGCCUCACUGUGGGGAGGCUGGCUCCAUCACCCACCUGGUGUCUGCUUUCCUGACUGCCGACAAUAUUUCCCAUGGGCUGCUCCUCAAGAAGAGUCCGGUAUUGCAGUAUCUCUACUACCUUGCUCAGAUCCCCAUUGCGAUGUCACCUCUUAGCAACAAUAGUCUGUUCCUCGAAUAUUCCAAAAAUCCUCUGAGGGAAUUCCUGCACAAGGGACUGCACGUUUCUCUCUCCACCGAUGACCCCAUGCAGUUCCACUACACGAAGGAAGCACUUAUGGAAGAGUAUGCGAUUGCAGCCCAAGUGUGGAAGCUGAGCACGUGUGACCUGUGUGAAAUUGCCAGGAACAGCGUGCUGCAGAGUGGCCUCUCACAUCAGGAAAAACAAAAGUUUCUGGGACUAAAUUAUUAUAUAGAAGGACCUGAAGGAAAUGACAUUCGAAAGACAAAUGUUGCUCAGAUCCGGAUGGCAUUUCGUUACGAGACCUUAUGCAACGAGCUCAGCUUCCUGUCCGAUGCCAUGAAAUCAGAAGAGAUCACAGCCCUGACCAAAGAGGUCCAUGGGACAUGCAUUUGAACUUUUUGGUUUAAUUUCAGGUCUGCUGUGACUAACAGUGGUCAAGAUACCAAACUAGGACUUUACUCCAUGGAGAGGAUGCCUCUGAAGAACUUUCAAACUAGUGAUUUUUGGUUGCACUGUUCACUUUAAGAUCUAACAUGCCCACUUCUGUUCAUGUGUCUGAGUAAUAGAUGAUGACUUUUCUUUGGAGAUCAGGGAGCUGGGCACUUGUCUGAACACGUUCCUAGUUUUCCAAAUAUUUCUUUAGAAACCGCCAGUGCAUAUGUUGUAGGGGCCAGGAUUUUCCAGUCAAAUGCCAGGUGAUAUGAGGAUUGUGUGGUUUUUGUCCUCCUCUAUAGGCCCUGUAAGCUGGUUGGUAGUCGUUCAUUUCAGCCUUGGUGGGCUGGCUGCCUUAAAAUCCAUUUCAAAGCUCCCUUUCAUAAAGGGGCUAUUUUGAAAAAAUUAAAAUAGAAAAAUUGUUUUGACAAUUUGUGUUUUUUUAAAAUGAAUUUCUUAAAGUGUUUUAUUUAGGCCCCAUUUCUAUUUAGGAAGCCAAAUGU